Molecule: messenger RNA, 5084 nt
Organism: Hippoglossus stenolepis (Pacific halibut)
Lineage: Eukaryota; Metazoa; Chordata; Actinopteri; Pleuronectiformes; Pleuronectidae
Gene: dtnbb
Product: dystrobrevin, beta b
Exons: 20
Coding region: 314-2131 (605 amino acids)
Biological process (GO): synaptic signaling
Cellular component (GO): plasma membrane; synapse
Molecular function (GO): zinc ion binding
Source: RefSeq, a predicted model, not a curated record
CCCAGCGUGCGUGCGCACAUGCGUAAAGUGUAGUAGGUGGGCGCGCAUGGCAUCUCGGAGCUGUGCCGUCCUCCGCCGCUGGGUCGCUUCAUGAUGCCGAGCGGAGCGGGGCGCUCGCACGUCUCUGUGUGCGGCUACAACAACCGCAGUUCCCGAGGCUGAAGUCGGAGGAGACGGGGGAGAGGAGCCGGAGACACGAUGAUGGACGAUGCGAGCCGCGGGCAGCUGUAACGUCGGCGGACACACGCUCGGAUUCAGCAAAGAGGGUUGACGUUUAGGGCUUUUCGACGUUUGACAUUCAGCCAGCGACAGGAUGAUCGAGGAGGGCAGUAAACGAGGCAAGGCCAUGGUGGAGAAGAGGCAGCUCUUCAUGGAAAUGAGAGCUCAGAACUUCGAUGUUAUCAGACUGUCGACUUACAGGACCGCCUGCAAACUGCGGUUUGUGCAGAAGAGAUGCAACCUUCAUCUGGUGGAUGUCUGGAACAUGAUCGAAGCCUUUCGCGACAACGGCCUCAACACAUUGGACCACAACGCUGAGAUCAAUGUGUCGCGGCUGGAGACUAUCCUGUCUUCCAUCUACUACCAGCUCAACAAGCGGUUGCCCACCACCCACCAGAUCAAUGUGGAGCAGUCCAUCGGGUUGCUGCUCAACUUCAUGGUGGCCACCUAUGACAGUGAAAGCCAUGGGAAGCUGACAGUUUUCUCAAUGAAAGCAAUGCUGUCGACAAUGUGUGGAGGGAAAAUUGUGGACAAACUACGUUAUAUUUUCUCACAGAUCUCUGACUCGAGUGGCAUCAUGGUGUUUGCCAAGUUUGAUCAGUUUCUUCGGGAGGUGCUGAAACUGCCCACAGCCGUGUUCGAGGGCCCCUCGUUCGGCUACACGGAGCAUUCGGUGCGGACGUGCUUCCCUCAGCAGAAGAAGAUCAUGCUGAACACAUUUCUGGAUGUGCUGAUGGCAGAUCCUCCUCCUCAGUGUCUCGUGUGGCUGCCACUCAUGCACCGACUUGCUAAUGUUGAAAAUGUCUUCCAUCCGGUGGAAUGUUCAUAUUGCCGGAGCGAGAGCAUGAUGGGUUUCCGGUAUCGGUGCCAACAGUGCCAUGGCUACCAGCUUUGUCAGAGCUGCUUCUGGCGUGGCCAUGCCAAUGGUCCCCAUAGCAACCAGCACCAGAUGAAGGAGCACUCGUCUUGGAAGUCUCCAGCCAAAAAGCUGAGCCAUGCAAUCAGUAAAUCUCUCGGCUGCGUCCCCAUCGGAGAGCCGCCGCAUCCUGUGUUCCCCGAGCAGGCCGAGAGACCGCCGGAACUCGCCCAUACUGUUCAGCCGAAACCAGUGGCCAACAACAUGAACGACACAAUUCUCAUGUCCUCUGGGGCACCUACUCCUACCAAAAGUGUCUUGGAGAGUCCCAGCCGGCUAGAUGAAGAGCACCGCCUCAUCGCUCGCUACGCUGCCCGCCUGGCAGCCGAGGCGGGCAACUCCACCCAACAGUGUCCUCCAACAGAUCUGAGUUUCAACUUUGAUGCCAACAAGCAGCAGAGACAGCUGAUUGCAGAGCUGGAGAACAAAAACAGGGAGAUCCUGCAGGAGAUCCAGAGGCUACGUCUGGAGCACGAACAGGCCUCUCAGCCGACCCCGGAGAAAGCCCAGCAGAACCCCACGCUUCUGACCGAACUGCGGCUCCUCAGACACAGGAAGGACGAGCUGGAGAGGCGCAUGUCGGCGCUGCAGGAGAGCAGACGGGAGCUGAUGGUGCAGCUGGAGGGGCUCAUGAGGCUGCUCAAGGAUGAGGAGCAGAAGCAGGCUUCCCAGUCCGGAAGCUCUCCUCAUUCUUCCCCCAGUCACGGCGCAGGCUGCUCCAUGCCCAUGCCCAUACGCUCCACCUCGGCUGGGUCCACCCCAACCCACACACCCCAGGACUGCCUGGCAGGGGUGGGAGGGGACGUGCUCGAGGCCUUCGCUCAGGGUGUACCUAGAAACCUUCGGAAUGAUUUAUUAGUGGCUGCUGAUUCAAUCACAAACACCAUGUCAUCUCUGGUGAAAGAGCUGCACUCAGUGGACGACGUGGCGGAGGAAGAGGACGCCAACAUGAGGAACGGUGGGGACAGAGGCACAGUGAGAUUACAGAGGCACUGAGGGGAAAGUGAGCGCCAUCCCAUCCUGUGAGGACAUAAGAGUCAUCAAGUUUGAAGAAUUGGUAUCAACAACAACGACAACAACAACAACAACAAACCCUGGCAGUAGCACGUAGAGUAAUGCAUGCUGUAAUCUAACAGGAUUUCACUAUGUGAACAAAAAAAAUACCGAAUUGUCUCUUCACACCUUGCAGGUAGCAAGAUGUGUCUAAUUAGCGAGUGUGUGUGUCGUCCUGUAAACAAAGAAACUGCUGUAAUUACCCAACGAUCUCCCUCAUGACUGCUAUAAGGAAUGGCUUGCUGUGAUUUCUCCACCCCACCCCCCCACUGUUCCACUGCAGCAGGUCAUUCUGUGUAAAAAAAAAAAAAAUACUGUAAGUCACAUGACCUGGGGGAACGCCCCCCCGACAUGGAGCUAGAUGACCCUCUUUCACGACAUGGUUCCCCCUCAUUGCUUUUGUAUGAUUAGUGCGAGUAGCUCUUUAUUUAUUUCUUUUGUCUUUAAUUUAUUCUUUUUGCAUGAAGUUGCACUCAUGUCUGGAUUUCAGUACUGCACAUUGCUAUGCCAGCUCUUCGUGGGUUUAUGAUGACAGUGUCAGAAGUGUCCUGCCUCAGAGUUCAUGUUGAGUGUGUUUACUGCACCAUGCGUCGUUCUGGAGCUGAGGUGUGAUGCUGUCGAGUCUCACUUACAGGAACAGUUCAACGUUUUGGGGGGAAAGCUCCUGUCUGUCUGUUCAGCUGGAGCCAGGACGCAGUUGUCUCACAUUGACCUUAUACAGACGUGAGAGUCCCAUCGAUCUUCUCGUCUAACUCUCUGCAAACAUUUCCCCAAAUGUUGAACUAUUCCUUCAAUCGUUCAGAGAAUGAUUCCAGAAAAUAAGGGAUAAUAAUAACUGGUAUUUUCAGCCGUCAGCAGAACGAUCAAGGACACUGACGGUAUUGUUUGGUUUGUCGGGCUGCUGCAGCAAAUACAGUACGAGCCUGUCUCCAGAAUACUGCGUACGUGCAUGUGAACACACUCACUGAAUCGAACACUGUACUACUGCUGCUACUGUGCUCUCAGCGAGCCACCUUUGCAAAUAAGAGGGCUGUGCGGUUAAGAGAAAACCGAGGGGCUGCACUCAUGUUUCCUCCUCAUGAAAACUUAACCGAAUCACCUGAAGGGCAUUGUUAACGCUCGACGCAGCACGGUGCCUCCUCUCAAACAUACUCUGACUAUAGCUGGUAGCCUCAGUAUUUAUUGUUCCAAGUGUAGGGAAGCGCCUCAGGAUGUAGAAUAGUCAUGAGUGAGGCGUCGCGUUUUUAGUUGUGAGUUACAGAAUAAACACUUAACACGGUGUGUGAGGAUGUACGGUAGUCGUGAGCAAGUAGGAAAUGCUUUGAUAGCUUUAUUUAGUUAAUAAAGGAAUAUUGAAAAUGUUUAAGUGCAAUGACGGUCGGUGCUCAGGGACCGCAGAGCUCCUCCAGGUGAAGUGUGUCGGUGACGUCCUUUAAUGAUGAGAAGUGAAAGGCAGAUAAUGACUUAGAAAGGAAAGGUUUCAUUCUAAAAUGCUGUUUUACUGUCUGAAGCGAUGCUUUUACUUUUAUUCCACCAGUCGAUUUGUCUCGUUUUGGAAUGAAACUCUUUAAGCGUUCGGAGGAAAACAACAGCAAGUGAUUAAACGCCGGGUCAAGAAUGUGGAUUAUGAGAAAGGGGGGGGGAAGUUUUUCUGAAGUGCUAUUUGAUGAAGCAUGCUGUCGGGUAUAAUUUGUCUGUGUGUGAAUUUGUUGUCUGUCACUGAGAAGCAAAGCGAGCUGCCUGUCACAGAGGGGAGGAUUCUUUUGAGUCAGGUUUUUUUUUUUGUCUUCUGGUUCAAUGUCUUCCGUCUUUCAAUGUAGCCGUUCAUCUCAAACUAAAAAACGAGUAUCGAGAAGUAUAAUUUCUUUUUGUCUAGGGAUCUGUACAGUACACGCCUGCUCUAUAAGCUACGUAUAAGGUUUCACCAGCCUGUUACACUGUGUCAAGUAAAAAGAACAAAAAGAGGCUCCUCUGUUAUCGUCGUUCUAAAUGUGAUAGUUUCAUUCAGUUCUCUCUGUUCUGCUCUGUGUUGCCAUCACUGCUCUUAUUCUGGUUUUGCAGUAUUAGUGGAGUAUAGUCAUUGUAAUGAGUUUGUCUUAACGCAGAUGCACGUGCACACUCACACAUGCAUAGUUGCCCAGUGAUCAAUAAUGGGGAAAACUGAAACACCACAGAUUCUGCUGUCAAACACUUAUUUUAUUUCAUUCAGCUGAAAAAGGUCCAGAAAUCAUUCAAAUGCACAGAUUAAAGUUUCAGGAGUCCCUGUCUUCCUCCUCCUUCUGGCCACACAUUUAAGUGCAAAACUCUGCUUACUUUCGUUUCUUUCAGUUUGUGCCUGUAGCUGUUCUGUAAAGUGCUGUAAAAAAAAAAAGAAGUAACCAUUCAGCAAAUAAGACGAUCUAUCAGCCUUCAUGUCGGCGUUUUUAGUCUGUGACUGGGGCUUUUAUUCAUUUCUUUAUUGUUGUUCUGCGGGGAAGUUAAAUGCUCAGCCUUUACAUUUGUGCCAAACUGUUUGCGGACAUUGUGUGUCAGGUAUAUAUCCGAGUAUAUCUGCAUUAGUACGUUGUUGUUGCGCAUAGUUUAUUCACAGAAUGCCUGGAGACGUUCACAUCCAAGGGUUCCCACUGCUGGAAUCUGCUGGAGAAACUCACAUUCAAUAGUCAACACAGAUAGGAAACACAUUCCAGAUCUACUGAUAGACUGAUGUCAUUCUAACCAACGCAGAGGCAAUACGGUAAAACCCUGUCAGACCAAACUCGGGGUAAUAGACGUAAAACACAGCCGGUCAUACAGAGGCACAUACAUUGUGAUCCUUUUAUUGUUUGCAGAGAGACAAUGUGCAAAGAGGUCCACCUCGGCCACAGCGCUCCCCUGAUGUUAUUUAUCUAUGUAUGUG